AUGACAGACGAAAUUUCACUUGUUUGCAUUCUCGAUGGAGAGUCGACUACAUUCCCAGUGAACUUUAAUCCCCGAAGAACUAUCUGCCAUCUCAAGAAUGCCAUCAAGAAAAAGAAAGUAAACGCUCUUCAAGGCAUUGACGCUAACACACUCAACCUUUACCAUGUCUCUGUUCUUGAUGAGGGGACUGCAGUCAAUAUCACCGAUGUUGAAUCAAAAGAGUCACUCACCAGAGGAACAAGCGAGAUCUUUGAAGUCUUUGGAACGGCGCCACCAAAGAAAACCAUCCACAUCAUCGUCCAGCGGUCGUUGGAAGUUGUCAUCUAG
Messenger RNA from Lobosporangium transversale, 327 nucleotides. RefSeq lists its product as hypothetical. The record is from RefSeq and is a predicted model, not a curated record. The coding region runs from base 1 to 327 and encodes 108 amino acids. NCBI's taxonomy places the organism in Eukaryota, Fungi, Mortierellomycota, Mortierellomycetes, Mortierellales, Mortierellaceae. The transcript is spliced from 2 exons.